GCGGUCCGCGGUGGUUUGCCGUGGUUACCUGUCGGACGAGGUUUGCGUGCCACUUCGUUCGAACGCGAAUCGAUCCGGCGAGCCGGGAAAGAGCGAACGACGAGCGGGCAUCGCGACGCAAGAAGGAAUAGCUUUUUCAUUGUAGACUGGGAUGAGACUCCGCUGAGCAACAUUGCUGUUUCUCUCUCUUUCUCUCUGUCUCUCUCUUGCACAGUCUGACAGAUUCAGUCUGUCAGUCUGCCUGUCUGUGUGCGUGCGUGUGUGUGUGUGUAGCUCUCUUUCUCUCUCCGAUAUCGCCGCGAAUAAGUCAUCAACAAUGCAAAGUGUAAUAAAUUCCGUGAAGGGCACUGCGCUGGGCGUCGCUGAAUACUUGACGCCGGUGCUGAAGGAAAGCAAAUUCCGAGAAACGGGUGUUUUGACACCAGAGGAAUUUGUAGCAGCCGGCGACCAUUUGGUGCAUCAUUGUCCCACGUGGCAGUGGGCAACCGGCGACGAGGAUAGGGCAAAGUCUUACUUACCAAAAGGCAAACAAUUCCUGCUGACUCGUAAUGUUCCUUGCACGCGUCGAUGUAAGCAGAUGGAAUACAGCAACGAGCAAGAAUGUAUUAUAGAAGCUGACGAUCCUGAAGGCGGUUGGGUAGACACCCAUCAUUACGCCAGUGUCGCUGGUCUGGAUGAAAGAGUGACGGAAAUGGCACUGGAAGAGUCGCUGGGGGAGCCAUCUCAAGACAAUGCGGACGAGGAUGAGGAUGACGAGGACGCCGCUGAUAUGGAGGCCUUCGAAAUCAGCGGUAUGCUGGAUGAGCAGGAUAAGCACGCGGCGACGGAAAGCUCUAAGAAAACUAGCCACGAGAAGCGGGACUCGUUUACGGAGGGAGAGAUUAUUCGCACUCGCACCUAUGACUUGUACAUUACAUACGAUAAAUAUUAUCAAACACCCAGAUUAUGGUUGUUUGGAUACAAUGAGAAUCGGAAACCGCUUAGCGCAGAAGAGAUGUACGAAGAUGUUAGUCAAGAUCACGCUAAAAAGACGGUCACGAUGGAGAUCCACCCGCACAUGCCUGGUCCUCCUAUGGCUUCUGUUCAUCCCUGCAGGCACGCUGAAGUGAUGAAGAAAAUCAUGGAGACGGUGAUGGAGGGCGGUGGAGAAUUAGGAGUACACAUGUACCUUAUAAUUUUUCUGAAAUUCGUUCAGUCUGUCAUACCGACGAUCGAAUAUGACUAUACGCAAAAUUUUAUGCUAAAUGCGAUCGGCUAAAUGCGUCACUAGUGCUAAGUUAUCAGCAUUGUAUUGUGAUUAAUAUAAAUUGCUUACCAACUGUAUUUAGUGGAUACGCGGGAUAAAUGUGUAUCGAUGUUUACUACGCUUUUUAUUAUAAGUGCGAAAAUUGUCAGGAUAUUCGAAAUUAUAAGGAUCCAAGAGAAGAGAAUUUCAUGCAUCUUGAAUGAUCUUUGAGGGUCCAGAAAUUAUGAUAAGAAUAUCGAACGAUAUAAACAUCCCACUCCCGAGAACCCAAAGAUAUGAAACUGUACGGAUCUCGAGUGUUCAGCAUUUAAGGAUCCAUUUGUACACUUGUCCUAAUUAAUUUUAAGCAAACAUACACCUCCACUUUUUUACAUUGCAAGAUACUGAGUUGAAUAGAUAUUUUACUUGACAACCGUUAAGCCGAUUCUAAAAUCAGUCGUAUGUCGGAGUCGGAUGUCUGAACGUAACCGAUGGUCCAAUGAGGGAAAUUCGUUUUCAAAAAAGAAAUUCUCUUAUUGGACCAUCGGCUGCGUUCCGACAUCCGACUUCGACAUACGACUGAUUGUAGAACCGACCUUAGACAAUAAGCGAAAAAUAAAGGCUACACUGAUUAAGCAACGAAAGGAAUCGGCAGAAAGAGAGAGAGAGAGAGAGAAAUACGGAAGUAAUUUCCUAUUUCUUAUAUGUUUAUAAUUAAGCUGAUUAUUUGUUAACGUAUUUACAAAAGAAGCUUAAAUAUUUAUCAAAAUCGGUUAUCGUUAAUUAUACGAAAAUAAAUUGGAAUAAUUCGAACAGUA
Molecule: messenger RNA, 2043 nt
Organism: Temnothorax curvispinosus
Lineage: Eukaryota; Metazoa; Arthropoda; Insecta; Hymenoptera; Formicidae
Gene: Atg3
Product: ubiquitin-like-conjugating enzyme ATG3
Exons: 6
Coding region: 317-1258 (313 amino acids)
Biological process (GO): autophagosome assembly; autophagy of mitochondrion; nucleophagy
Cellular component (GO): cytoplasmic ubiquitin ligase complex; cytosol
Molecular function (GO): Atg8-family ligase activity
Source: RefSeq, a predicted model, not a curated record